AUGACGAAGUCCAAGGAAGGUGCAUUCGAGCUGAUCGAGAAUCUUGCAGCGAGCUCGAGCAACAAGAACGCUGAGUACGACAGAACAGUGAGCACUGUAUCUGUCAAAGGAAGCAGUGCUGACGCGAAGAAGAUUGAGGAGCUCACUGCGAAGAGUUUGGAGGAGAGAGGACGAGAUGAUCAGAUGGAGGUCAACUAUGUGAAUGGGCAACCUUUUGUGCCGAGCCGUGGUUUCAACUCGAACUACAGAAACCAUCCGAACAUGUCCUACAGGAGCACCAACGUCGAGAACCCUCAGGAUCAGGUCUAUCCGCCUCGAUCGAACCAGAACCAGCAGAGUUAUCAGAAGAGCUAUCCUAACAGCUUCCAGGAGAAGACCUUUGCCCCAAACCAGAAUCGUUCUCAGGGAGGUAACCAACAGAAGGCGCAGUUCAGCAAUCAGCAACAACCUUCAGGUUCAUCGAACAACUCGAACGAUGAGCUUAAGGGUAUGAUGCAGCAGAUGUUGAUGAACCAGCAGAAGUCCACUGCGGAGACACACUUGAAGAUAGACACCAUGUACAACGAUCUGAAUGGGAAAGACCUCAUGGAACCCUUCCUGGGAAAGGAGAGCAGAAUCCCCAGGAAUGAGUAUGUUGCACAAGUUGAGCUGAGAAGUGGAAGGAAGCUACAACCUGCUGUGAUUCCUCUGAAAAGGGCAGGCAAGGAGAAAGCCGACGAGAAUCUGGAGGAAGAAGCCGAAGUCGAUCGAGCUGCAUCCAGCGGACUCGAUCGAGCUGGUGAAGACGCUUCGUCGUCUCAGGUAGCUGAUUUACCUACCCCUGCAGCUGCAGAGACUGCUCCAGCCCGAGCUUACGCACCUAAGGUGCCUUACCCUGUUCCACGGAAGAAGUCCAGAAAAGACUUGGAGGAUGCUAAGUGUAAGGAGAUGCUGAAGGACUUGACUGUGAAGCUGCCUCUGUCUGAUGCUGUUCAGAUGAUUCCUGCUCUGAAGAAGUACAUGAAGGAGCUGAUAUCUGGGAAGGUAGCUGAGGAUGAGAACGUCAUGCUAGUAUCGGAGGAGUGCAGCGCUGUGCUGCAGAACAAGGUGAUCAAGAAGAGGAGCGAUCCAGGGAGAUUUGUCUUGUCAGUGCAGAUUGGCCAUGACCUUCGCAUGCUCUCUUUGCGAUCUCGGCUCGAGCGUGAACCUGAUGCCAUAGGGAACACACUCAUUCCAGCAGACUUUGUAGUCCUCGAGCUCGACGAAGAGCCUAAGGAUCCGCUGAUACUAGGGCGAAACUUCCUAUGCACAGCUGGUGCAAUCAUUGAUGUGAAGGGAGGAAUCAUUGAUCUCCAUCUGGGAGAUAUCGUCAUGAGGUUCGAGAUGAACAAACUCCUCAAGAAGCCAAUGUUAGAUGGGCAAACUUAUGUGAUUGAAGAUGGCUCAAACUUGGUGGACGAAGUGAGUGAGGAGAUGCUUCUUGACGACCCUCUGGAGGUAGCUUUGACUAAAGCUGAAGGUGAUUACGAUUUCCUGAAUGAGGAAGCCGAUGGCUUCGGGAAAAUGAUGGACGCGAGCGGCAAGAUGGAGAGACUGGUGGCGUUCAUGAGCUUGGAGGAAAAGGAAGAUCGAUCGAAUGCUAUGCCAGAUCGAUCGAAUGACCCUCAAGGAGAGUAUGCAUUUCUGGGACCUAACUCUACAUACCCUGUGAUAGUGAAUGCUGAACUGAACAAUGUUGAACUUGCUUUGCUUCUCUGUGAGCUUAGGAAGUAUAGAAAAGCUAUAGGGUAUUCGCUAGAUGACAUCCCUGGAAUUUCUCCUGAUCUUUGCAUGCAUAGAAUACAUCUAGAAGAUGAAUCGAUGACUUCUGUAGAACAUCAGAGGAGGUUAAACCCGAAUCUAAAAGAUGUUGUCAAGAAAGAGAUAAUGAAACUUCUAGAUGCUGGUGUAAUUUAUGCUAUAUCUGAUAGUAAGUGGGUCAGUCCUGUGCAUGUAGUUCCUAAGAAAGGUGGUAUAACUGUUGUUAAGAAUGAUAGGAACGAGCUGAUACCCACUAGAACUGUCACUGGUCAUCGCAUGUGCAUUGAUUACCGCAAACUGAAUGCUGCACUCGCAAAGAUCAUUUUCCUCUCCCAUUUAUUGAUCAAAUGCUUGAGAGAUUGGCUAACCAUCCAUACUACUGCUUUUUAG
This is a messenger RNA of Microthlaspi erraticum, 2169 nucleotides long. The record is from the annotation of a GenBank genome assembly. NCBI's taxonomy places the organism in Eukaryota, Viridiplantae, Streptophyta, Magnoliopsida, Brassicales, Brassicaceae.